UUUGCUAAAACACUAGCACACUGAUAUUUUGCUUUAUUAUUGCCAGUAAGUAUAAGUAUGAACUGCAAAAGAAGAAAAAGGAGCAGCAAAAGAAAAAUGCUGCCAGCCGCAUGGAUUUGAAGGAGCUCAAAAUGGGUUAUAAUAUUGAUUCUCACGAUUAUUCAGUGCGUUUGAAAGCUGCUCAGAAGUUCUUGAAAGAUGGUGACAAGGUAAAAAUCAUAGUGAACUUAAAAGGCCGUGAAAAUGAGUUCAGAAAUAAUGCUAUUGAGCUACUUAGGCGUUUUCAGAAUGAUGUUGGUGAGGUAAGCAUGAUUUUUUUUCUCGCGCAAAAAGUAAAUAUUAGUCGUGAUGCACUGUGCCUGCAGUGUCCAGAAGAUGUAAAUAGGUUUAAAAGCGUGAACACUAAGAUCACAACCUGGUCCUUUAAUAUGAAAACAUACAUGAGAAGGUAUUGGUAAAACCCAAGAUAUAUU
Molecule: messenger RNA, 473 nt
Organism: Solanum tuberosum (potato)
Lineage: Eukaryota; Viridiplantae; Streptophyta; Magnoliopsida; Solanales; Solanaceae
Product: translation initiation factor IF-3-like
Exons: 4
Coding region: 111-458 (115 amino acids)
Biological process (GO): ribosome disassembly; translational initiation
Molecular function (GO): translation initiation factor activity; ribosome binding
Source: RefSeq, a predicted model, not a curated record